AUGGUGCUCGCCAUGCUCGGAACUUAUCUGGCCUCGUUCGGUGAGGGUCUGUGCAUGGGAUUUCCGAACUCCUCCAAGAACUUGUGGGGGAAAGUCUUCCCGAAUCUGAGUGGAACGUGGUUUCAUCUACUGCUGCCCAUCGGAGGAAUCAUCGGCUCCCUGACCAACGCUGUCUGUAACAAGAGUAUCGGACGAAACAAGACAAUCAUGGUGGGGGCUUUCGAGGCCUUGAUCGCCAUGAUCCUCCUCCUUAUGGCAAAGCAGUUCGAGUCGCUUUGGGCAUUAUACCUCGGCGUUGUCUUCAUGGGCGCCGCGUGCGGAAUCGUCAGUCACACGGCCCCAACGUAUUUACACGAAGUGAGUCAUUACAAAACUCGAGGCAAAAUCGUGUCCGGUCAUCCAGCAGCUGUCGCCGUGGGACUAUCUCUGAGUCUUCUGAUCGGAUCCAACGUCCAUCUCCACGUUCUGACGUGUCUCAGCGUGCUUCCUUUCGUCUUCAGCUCUCUCGUGCUCGCCUUGUCGCCCGCCAGCCCCUUGUGGCUCGCCGAGAAGAAUCGCCCUAAAGAAGCGAUCCAGUUCGCGCUGACGAAGUUGCAUGGACCCUCAGAUUUCGCAGAUCGACAACUUCAACUUCUCACUUCCCGAAGAGCGAUGAUAUUCUCGAACAGCGUCAAAACGCGGAGCGUACAUGUACCCAUGGCCAUCAGCAUGGGGUUGAUGGUUUUGCAGCAACUGUCCGGUGUCAGCGGAGUUGUCGCGAUACUCUACCAGUAUGAGCUUUCGGGACGCAUCAUAAUCGCGUUCUGUGUAACGCAUACAGCCAUGUCGAUUGUCGCCGUUUUCCUGCAUGACGUGGUCGGGCGGAAAACUUUGCUCUACGUCUCAUCGAGCAUCGAAUUCCUGGGUCUGAUUAUACUCGGAGCGACUUGGGGUUCCGUUAAGCUAGGCUUUCUCGGCGCGGAGAGAUUCUCCGCAGGAUUGAUUACGGGCCUGUCUGUUUUCAUAGGCGGAUUUUCGAUCGGAUACGGUCCUGUGCCCUGGAUCAUGAUGAACGAGUUGAGUCCGUCGAAAGCCAAAACCUUCACGACUACUGCAUCUACAACGACGAGCUGGAUCUUCGACACUAUCGUCACCGAAACUUUCUCACUUUUGCUCAAGGCGGCCGGCGGACCGGUCACUUUCUUUGUUUUUUCGAUUUUCGUAGUCGUCAGUUUCGUCUUCGUAUAUUUGUUCGUCCCGGAGACCUCGGGCUUGACCAUCGAACAACUGGAGAAGAGAUUCCGGGAUCUUUACGAAAAAUUAUUCGUGAGCCCGAGCGAUUCGAGGGACGUGGUCAUCAAUGAAGUCGGGAACGACACCGAGUCGCACUCGUCUCAUGGAUCGAACCCUUGAGCGGAGCAAAGCCGCCAAAAUCGAUCGGAGGCGAAUAGUCGGCACGAACUUCGGCGUGAGACCGUACCAAUAUCCGGCUCUGUAGACGGUAGCCAUCGAGUCCAAACAGGGUUCGUUGAAUAUGUGAUUCGCGAUAUGUAUUUCAUCAAAACGUGUGAAUAAAGAAGAUUUUCAC
Molecule: messenger RNA, 1567 nt
Organism: Galendromus occidentalis (western predatory mite)
Lineage: Eukaryota; Metazoa; Arthropoda; Arachnida; Mesostigmata; Phytoseiidae
Product: sugar transporter ERD6-like 6
Exons: 1
Coding region: 1-1392 (463 amino acids)
Biological process (GO): transmembrane transport
Cellular component (GO): membrane
Molecular function (GO): transmembrane transporter activity
Source: RefSeq, a predicted model, not a curated record